AUGCUCUACAGUCAUGUCACACUUCUCAUGCUUCGCGUCGUUGACGUCGUCGCCAAGACGACUGUUCAACAGUCAGCACGAAUGUUGGUGGCCGAGAUUCAUGGAGAAAUUCAGAUCGGUGCCCUCUUUCCAAUCCAUCGUCAAAUCGCCGGAUCAGAAAGUUGUGGAGAAAUAUGGGAACAAUAUGGAAUCCAACGAUCAGAGAUAGCAAUGCUCACAGUUAAACAGUUGAAUGAAGAGUUACCGUUUAAAUUAGGUUUAUCUAUACGAGAUUCAUGCUGGACAGAACGAAUAGCAAUGGAGCAGACGAUUGCAUUUUUACGAGAAGGAGUGGCACAAUGUUCAUGUUGUCAAACACCUGGUUGUAAUAAGAAGAGUGUUCCAGUGGUGGCAGUUAUAGGACCUGGAAAGAGUUCAUCGACCAUUGCAGUUCAGAAUUUAUUACAGGUCUUUCGAAUACCUCAAGUCGGAUAUUCUGCCACCACACCUGAUUUAUCCGACAAGGAACAAUUCGGUUAUUUCCUUCGUGUCGUACCUUCUGACGUGUUUCAAGCACAAGCGAUUAAUCGACUUCUCCAUCAUUACAAUUGGACUUACGUUGCUGUUUUAUAUUCUGCAGGAAACUACGGAGAAAAAGGAUUCGAAAGUCUGGAGAGAUUGAUUGCCCAUCGAUCAUCAUCUGUCUGUAUAGCUUACUCCGAAAAGAUUAAAACUCUAGCAAGUGAUCAAGAAUAUAGACAGGUCCUCACUCGAUUGGAUUCUCAAAACUCUCGUCCUCAAGUGGUUGUCUGUUUCUGUGAAGGUGCUUCAAUGAGACAAUUUUUCAAAGCUCAAAAACAUUUGGCUGAUGGAAAAGGACAAAUGAAACGGUUUCAAUGGAUUGGAUCUGAUGGAUGGGCUGAUCGAAACGAUGUUGUGGAAGACCUGGAGCAGGAGGCUGAGGGAUCGUUUUCGAUUCGAAUUCAUGCUCCGAAGAUUCCAGGAUUCAGACAAUAUUAUACUGCACUUCAUCCAGAGAAUAAUACAAUGAAUCCAUGGUUUAGAGAGUUUUGGCAGCAGAAAUUUAAUUGCCAAUUUGCCGUAUCGAAAGAAGACAAGAACAAUGAAAACAUCAGAAUCUGUAGUGGAGACGAGAAUCUUGACGAGCAAUACAAAGAGGAUCCAAAACUAUCUCAAGUGAUUAAUUCGAUACGAGUUGUUGCUUUGGGACUGAAAGCUAUGUAUCAGGAUAGGUGUCGAGACAACUCGACUCUCUGCACUGAAAUGCUAUCGAGAAAUGGAACCUUAUUGUACGAAUAUCUGCUAAAUGUAACGUACAGUGAUCAGUUCAAACAGCCAGUUUAUUUUGAUCGAAACGGGGAUCCACCAGCAUGGUACGACAUUCUCAACUACAUCGGAACGAAAGAUCUUGAUAAUCCGUACAAUGAAGUGGGAUCGUUUAAAUCAAUAAAUGAUUACGGUGUCGAAGAAUUGGAUAUGACUGCUAGUUCAAUGUUUUACGAUAAAACUGAAAUUCUACCGGAAAGUGUUUGUAGUCGACCGUGUGGAGUUGGACAGAGGCAAAGAGAAACUAUGGCUUGUUGUUGGAUUUGUGAAUCUUGUCUUGAUUUUCAAUUCGUCAACAAAACAACGAAUCAAUGCAUGAACUGUUCUCUUGGAUCAUGGCCAAAUAUGAACCGAACUGGAUGUGAAGAUAUCAUUCCAGAAGUUGUCUCCUGGACAUCAUUUGGUCAUAUUCUUGCUCUAGUCCUUGCAGUAACUGGAAUCAUCACAAGUCUUGCCACUCUUGCUGUUUUUCUUCGACACAAUUCAACUCCAGUUGUAAAAAGUACCACUCGAGAGCUCUCUUAUAUUAUUUUAUCGGGACUUGUCGCUUGCUAUGCUGUCUCAUUUGCUCUUCUUGCCACUCCAUCGACAUCUUCAUGUUUUAUAACAAGAGUUAUUCCUCCGAUUGCAUUUGCUGUUGUUUAUUCUGCAUUACUGACAAAAACGAAUCGAAUAGCGAGGAUAUUGGCGGGGAGCAAAAAGAGGAUACUGACGAAGAAGCCGAGGUUUUUGACCACUUUUUCACAGGUUGUCAUCACAUGGAUUCUUGUCGCUGUUCAGUGCGUAAUAGUAGGCGUCGGCCUGAUGCGCGACUGGCCAGAUGCCACGUAUGCCAAGUAUGCACUGCCUCGAAAACUGAUCCUGGAGUGUGAUACGGAGACAAAAUCAUUUCUAAUUCCGUUCUUCUGGGACUUUUUUCUCAUCACUCUGUGUACACUUUACGCAUUCAAGACAAGAAACCUUCCGGAGAAUUUUAAUGAAGCAAAAUUUAUUGGGUUUACGAUGUACUGUACUGUCGUUGUAUGGAUUGCCUUCCUCGUUCUUCAUAUGGGUACAACUCAUAAAGCAUUAGUCAUGAGUUUCUCCUAUUCACUAUCUGCUUCGGUGGCUCUUGCUCUUCUAUUCUUCCCGAAGCUCUAUAUAAUUCUGAUGCAUCCGGAGAAGAAUAUUCGAGCAUCUUAUACAACUACAAAACUGAUUAGAUGUCACUUUGGAAAUUCUCAAGCUGCUUAUGAUAGUACGAGUAAACAACAACAUCUUGGAUCGAAGACAACUGCGAGAACUUCAGUGCAAAGUGGUUCGGCAAGUAAAUCGUCAAGUAUGGGAGGCGGAGUCACUCGAACGGCGUCAGUUCAUGUGCCGGUUUCGAGAGGAAGUACUCAUUCAACUGAUGUCUCAACACAGACAGAAGCUGCGAGUAAAUUCUCUCGAAGUUUUUCGAUAGUUGGAAGAAAGAAACAACAAGGGCUUGACGAUGAUGUUCAGCAGUUAGACGAGAAAAUCAACUCAUCAGCUGCCAACCUGCUACUAGAAGAAGCGGAAGACGAGGUAGGAGCACUUCUGGCUGAUUCAAUCGAGAAUAGCAUGCGAACAGUGUUAUCAACUGUUGCUGGGAAAGCAGUUGUUCCAAUGGUUCCAAUGGUUCCAAUGGUUCCAGUUAUUCCGGUGGUUACUGUACCAACUGCUCCCCCGCAAGAAGACAAUUUUGAACAGCAAAUGUUGAGUCCAAUGUCUUCCGUUGGAUCCGUGAGCUCAUCAAGAGCGUCUGGAUCACCAAGCCCACACUCUUUCGAUCAUUUAUCCGAUGAAGAACUUGCUCACAUCUCAGUCAGGCAACUUAAUCAAAAACUUAUGGGUCAAGAUAGAAAUGUGGUAAUGCAGUGGAAACAAAAAAGAAGAACUCUCAAAAACCGAGGAUACGCAUUGAAUUGCCGUGCACGACGAGUUCAGAAUCAGAUGCAAUUGGAGACGGAUAAUAUGAUGCUUAGAAAUCAGAUAAAAUUACUCAAAGAUACUCUAACUGAGGUUCAAAUGCGACUUCAAUACUAUGAACCCAUUUUCUAUCAAUCAUAUCAACCUGUUCUUCACAAUACAACGUCUUCAACAACCACGACAUCAUCUGAAUCUGUUCCAGCUGCCACUCAUCAAGUUCCAGCGGAUCCAACUGUCUCCUCGCCGAUUACCAUUGCACCGGAAUACAAGAAUAUCUUCUGA
Molecule: messenger RNA, 3540 nt
Organism: Caenorhabditis remanei
Lineage: Eukaryota; Metazoa; Nematoda; Chromadorea; Rhabditida; Rhabditidae
Exons: 17
Coding region: 1-3540 (1179 amino acids)
Biological process (GO): G protein-coupled glutamate receptor signaling pathway; regulation of DNA-templated transcription; regulation of synaptic transmission, glutamatergic
Cellular component (GO): postsynaptic density membrane
Molecular function (GO): DNA-binding transcription factor activity; G protein-coupled receptor activity involved in regulation of postsynaptic membrane potential; DNA binding
Source: RefSeq, a predicted model, not a curated record